AUGAAGACGAAGAGUGGUAAAAUCGCAAGGAGGACGCGUCGACGGAAGGUCCCGGCGACCGGAAUCGGCGACGACAGGCUGAGCUCACUGCCAGACGAAAUCAUCACCCACAUCCUCUCUUACCUGCAAACCAAGUACGCCGUCGUCACCGCAGUCCUGAGCCGACGGUGGAAGGAUCUAUGGACUAGGGUUUCCAGCCUCGAUUUCGACAACCGCUCGGUUUACAAGCCUCUGUGCUGGAACGUCGCCUCGCCCGCGCUGGUACCUGUUUCAGAGAUUCCAAGGAAGCGAGACAUGGAAUUCCGCCGCUUCGUUGACCGGGUUCUCAGCCGGCACGAGAAUCUCGAUUCUCUGAGCCGCUUCCGCUUCCAUUUUUCAGCAGCGCCGCGAGACUGGAAAAUAAUGCCUGGUUUAGGGCUCAACCGCUUCCAUUUUUCAGCAGCGCCGCGAGAGUGGAAGGUAAUGCCUGAUUUUGCGUUUAGCACGGAUUCUCUGGUUGAGGAAAUUGAUGUUAUGAUUUCUGGGGAAACAGAAUUCGAGCUUCCCCGGUCUAUGUUCUGCACUUCGAAGAAUCUGAAAGUGGUGAAGCUUGAAGGGGUUAUACUGAGUGCAGCAAAAGGGUCCUUUUCGCUUCCUGGACUAAAGAUUUUACAGCUCCGUGGAGUAGAAACUGAGGAUUGCGAGUCAUUAAGCAAUUUUGUUUCUGGUUCCCAUGUUCUAGAGACUGUUCAUCUGGAGAAUUGCUACUCCAGGAAUGAGGGACGUAUGCUCAUGCGUUCGUUACCAUCAUUGAAGAACCUCAAGAUCAUCUGUGGGUAUGCCGUCCUCGAGGAUCGUAAUCUUCGGGAGUUUCCAGGGUUGAUGUUUCUGGGCAGUGUACCAUUGCCAUGCCUUCAUUCAGCAUAUGUUGAUGUUAGCAUGUAUCGAAGCUCGGAUUAUUCCCUGAUCGGGCUCCUCACUGCAAUCUCCACUGCAAAGAAACUUCACUUAUCUGGGGAGACUCUUAGUCUUCUGUCAUCAGGUACUGCUGUUCCAUUGCCUAUCUUCCCCAAUUUGACACAUUUGACAAUCGGAACUGGGGGGCGAAGCUGGGUUCUGCACUCCUUGCUCCACUCGGCUUCCAAAUUACGAUCUCUUGUCAUUGACAUGGGGCAUCCCAUUAGAGCAAUGAAGUGGGAGAGAUUAGACACGGUUUGCGUGCCCUCGUGUUUGUCGUUAAGCCUCGAGGAAAUCAAGAUCAAGGAUCUAGUAGCAGACGAAGGUGGGAUGAAAAUGAUAGCGUAUUUGUUCGAGGCGGGAGUUGCUCUGAAGAAGGUGAGUAUGCACGUAUAUGAAGGUCUUGUUAACACAAGAAGCCACAAAGGCCUUGUGUCGCUUCUUAAUCUACCAAGAGGAUCGAGUUCUUGUGAAGCUCGUCUUUUACUUCCCGACAACAGAGAGGUAGACAUCGACAGCUACCAUGAGACCAACACUAACGAGUACAUGGACGAUGAUGACUUCUGGCAAUAG
This is a messenger RNA of Linum trigynum, 1509 nucleotides long. The record is from the annotation of a GenBank genome assembly. Lineage: Eukaryota; Viridiplantae; Streptophyta; Magnoliopsida; Malpighiales; Linaceae.